This is a messenger RNA of Syngnathus typhle (broad-nosed pipefish), 6263 nucleotides long. It is a transcript of the gene adgb, whose product is annotated as androglobin. Lineage: Eukaryota; Metazoa; Chordata; Actinopteri; Syngnathiformes; Syngnathidae. Bases 332 to 3004 code for a protein of 890 amino acids. The record is from RefSeq and is a predicted model, not a curated record. The transcript is spliced from 22 exons. Gene Ontology annotation, molecular function: protein binding.
UGUCUGCUGUCCCGCGGUGGUCAUUGGGGACGGCGCACCGCCACAGCUGUCACAGAGUUACCAGAGAUGUCCGCGGCACGGCGCGUCUCCCAGCUGCGCUCCUCCAUGCUUUUUUACAACUCAACUGCUCACUCCUUUUCUCUUUCUCUCUCUCUAUGUGUCCCUUCAGGUUCCCGCCGAGGACAAGAAGAAGGACGACGAUGCCGUGUCCAUUGAACCGCCAAGUGUAGUAAAACAGCCUAUCGUCAAACCCACCCUACCAGAGGCCUGGGUGGAAUUGGAGGAUUUUCCGAAAUGUUUCUGUCGCUUGUUGGUGUUCCACAACCCCGAAAUGUACCCACACCAUGCCCAGAAGUCUCUUCUUAAGCGUUCAUAUGCGCGAGGGACUUACUACUUGUGCGUGGACAGCCUGCAUCCCUCAGAGUUCCUCAUCAGUUUUUCUGGCCUGCUUCGCUGGGGAGAAAUAGACAGCGCCAAUGACGAUUCAUCAACUACCUGCCCCGCCCUUCUCCAGGGCGCCCCGUUCCACUGGAAGAGCAGACAGUGUCAGCAGCCCAUCGUCACCAUCGAGACCAACUGCACAAAAUCCACCGUGCUUAACUUGCCCGAGGGGCGCCAUGUUUUGUCCUUUCACACGUACGCAGAGCUGGGCUACAAUGUGCAUCUGUUUAGCAAAACACCUUUCUCCUUUGGGGAAGAGGAUGCCAUUAUGUGGCUCUGCACCAAGGAAAGUGUCCGUUUUAACGAGAGAGCUAAGGCCAUCAUGUGUGCCCUGACCAGAGUGGUGGCUUCCUUUCAUGACCACCAGCAUGGGCAAAAUCCUGAAAUCAGACACAGCCUGGAGGAAGCUUACAGUCCCAAACAAACCCCGCUGGAGAACUGGCACGUCCAAAAGGUUUUCAGCCUGGCUGUCUAUCAUAUGCUGUGUGGUGCCCUGGGCAGGGAAAUGACCCCGCAGGAGCGCUUUGCUGUUUUGGCCCUCACUGCCGACCCUUUACUGUUGUCAAAGACGCGUAGGCCGCACUCCCCUGCAUCGUGUCAAGAAUCAAAGCCUCCGGAAACAUGGAUUGACAGGCAGCCAACAGAGGAAGAGGUCAAAGCAGCCAUUGUGCUGCAAGCUGCGUUCAGGGGACUUUUGGCGCGAGAGGUCUACAGAUCCUCCAAAGCAGGCACCAAGGAGAGCAUCUGCGCGUCUGCUGCGCUUUCCGACAUGUGGGUAAAGGUGGAAUGCGACGUUGACAAACACGCCACCUCCCUCCUCCGGUACAUGUUUGAGCUGUUUGACAGGAAAAGCCCAAUCUACCCGUGUCAGCUGGAUGAAUGGACUAAAGUAGUCUUCACGGACUACUCUCUAAACCUCCUGGACAAAGUCAACUCCUGGAUCUUGGUCUUUAGAGAGGUGUUCUUUUUCACGAAGGAGACGCUGCUGUUGACAAAGGUCGACAGUCCGGUCCCGUAUUCUCGGCUGCACAUCAUCAAUAACGACACCGGAGAAUAUCUAAGCAAGCUCCUCACAAAAGUCCCGCCCCUUCUUUAUCAACCCAAUGAGCUGGGUUACACGUUUGUCGCCGAGGUUCUCACGUCCGACUUGCCACCCGCCAACGCCAAGUGGACGAUGCGCUUCAUUACCACCCGAGAGCCUCUCCCGAAAUUGUCUCGUGCGCCUCCGCUCGAAACGUUUGCUGUGCAGGAAUUCCAGGAUUAUUACAUUCCCAACAUUUAUAAUAUUAUAUGUGGUUAUACGGUGAAGGUGACCGUGCCUCUCGUCGGCACCAUUCACUUUCAGGCAUCCAGCCGUUACGUCAAGAUACGUCUGUCAAUCAUAGAGCAAGAGACGGUCGUGGCCAGCGCCAUCGGCCAAGGCCACGUCGUCAUUCCUGUCGCCAACUUCCUGCCCAACGAAGAGAGGGAGGAGGAGGAGGAAGAGGAGGAGGAGAAAGAGGAGGAGGAGCCUUCAGCUCCCAAUGGCGCGAUAGAGGAGAACCAGCACACGGCCCCGGCCCAGGAGGAAGAGAUCAAGGCGUUAGACGACAGGCAGGACGAAGACGAGGAGAGCAGUACGUCGGGGAAAUCGGACUGCGAAGAUGACCACUUGCCGCCGCCCUUUAAGCCGCCGGAUUACAGGUAUUUGCUGAGGGCAGAGGUGCUGUAUCACAGCUGGAAUUUGGAAGAGUCCCAGUUGGCCUUCGCUAAUCUGCUCAGUUUCAAAGAAACCCAAGUGUUCUUUCCGGAGGAAUUGACGGAAUCGGUCUCCGCCACAUCGGGCAGCGAUGAACCGAGCACUGACGCAGCCAAAGUCAACCGGAAAGGCGAAGAUGACAAAAGGAAAAGCAGCUCCUCAUCUGUCUCCAAAGAAGAAAUGUGUCUCGACUUGAGCAAGGCCAACUACACGCUACAUGUGGCGGUCGCCAAGAGCCAAGCUGAGUGCAUCGUGGUGAAGAAGGAUGUUGGGCGAAUAGAGCAAAUCAAGGCUAUUAAAAGAGCCUGGGAGGCGGCUGAACCUGGCCGCGCUGCCAAGGCGUGGCAGCUACGUCUCAAGUGGCUCAGUCAAUUCUACUUCACCCAAGAUGGUGAUGAUCCCGCUCCAGAGCCGGCCACCACCGAUUCGGAUGACGACGGCCGCGGCGGUGGCGGCUUCAGCCCUACUCCGCCCGAUGCUCCCAAUAUACCAAUUGAAGAACUCUUAAGCAUCGUUGUUCCUCCGUUAGACUGGACACCGUUCAUCAGAAGGAAAAACGAUACCCCGAUCCUGUUGAACCCCGAACUCGAGGAGAGCCAGCGGAGGGAGCGCUUAGAACGCAUCCAGGCUUACCAGAUGGAGCGCGACCUGCUGGUGGAGGAGCGCGAACGCACGGCCGCCACCAGGAGGGAACGCAUGCAAAGCAUCCUGACGCAAUAUGAAGACCAGCAGACGGCGAUGGUGCAGGAACAACAGAAAUUCCAUGACAUAUGCACGCAGCAGAAUCAAAAAUCCUCAGACACUCGCAAAUGGCUUUUUGCAUAAACAGGAGAGAGGAUAAGAUCACGGCGGAUGAAGCCUAACAGGCCGCGAAACAAAAUCUCACUUGGCCUUAUGCAAGUGUUUUUUGUUUGUUCUUUUUUUUUUAAUCCAUUUCUUUUUUUUUUUUCAAGCGAGGCAGCCGCAAAGUUCUAAAUAAUACCACUUCUGGACCUCAGCAUGACUUUGAGAAUACAAAAAGAGUUUUGUACUGUCAGUGGAAACAGGGACAAAAAUCCUUCUGGCUGUGAAAAUGACACUUCCAACCAAUGUGCAAUUGUUUCAGUCUCUUGCACAAAUGUAAAACAAGCUGGACGAAAAAUGGAUCUACUGUACUUGGCAGUUGUUCACUUUUUGCCGGCUCAUUCCAGAUUUUUAAUUAUGUAACAAAUAUAAUUUGUUAAUUUUUCUUAGCGACGAUUUCACAAAAGAGAAAAGGAAAAAAAAAGUGCUAAGCAGAACUGGCUUACUCAAAUGCAUGUCUAUGGUUAUUACUUAUGGUCAAUAAAAAUAAAUAUUUUUGAAAUAAAGUUAAAAUGAAAAUGCUUUUAAAGAAGCAACUGAAACUACGGCAAAAUUUCGGUAUGUCAAACAAAGAAAGGUCAACCAGAUGUUUCCGAAUUGUAGUUUACUUUACGACACAAUACUAUAUAUCAGUGGUUCUCUAACUUUUUUUCAGUGAUGUACCCCCUUUGAAAUAUUUUUUCAGCCAAGUACCCCCUGACCAGCGCAACACAUUUCUGGUCGAAAAGAAAGAGGUACAGGAUUGUCCCAUCAGUGUUUGGUUUAUUAAAGUUAAACAACUUGUAGCAAUGUACCUGACAGAAACAUUGCAUAUAGAAACAAAAACGAUAAACAGUAAACAGUGACCACCAAGAAGGCAUAAACCCUUUCAAAACUCAAAUACUAUAUGCAGAACAUUGCUAAUUUAUAUUAAUCUUUCUUGUAGUAAUCUCUAGCAAGGAAAUAAAAAUAUACAUAACUAAAAAUGUGUUCACAGAAAUAAAUUAACUUAAUUAUAAAUAAAUAAUAUCUUGUUUACAAAAUAAAUUGAUAACUUAAUAAAUAAAGAUUUGCUCAUAAAAAAUAAUCAUCUUUACCUCUUUUGGGAUAAAAAAAAAGAAAUGUUUCUCUUAAAAUUGAAUUGUUGCAUUGAACAUUUGAUUUUGAUUUGACAAGCAUUGAACAAGCAUUGAACAGUCUUGAAGCUUGAAUGAGUCUUUUGCACUCAUACUCCAUUUUAGUGAGAAACAUGGACUUGUACCUCACUUUGUCAUCCUUGGUGGCAGGGAGGCAACUGCUGUGGUCAAGUUCUUCUCCAGGCUCAGUCUGUUUCUUUGCUUUGUUUCGAUCACAGUCAUUGCAGAGAAGGAGGACUCACAUUAAUAUGUAGAGGCAAAGGGCAGCAGCUGCUCCAAAGCCUUCUGUCCCAGCUCAGGGUGCUCCUGCCUCACACACACCCAAAACUGUGUGAGAGUGGAUGCGCCAAACUUCAUCUGCAGGCCACGGUCCUGGUGAGUGACAGGAAGCUUGCUUCUCUUUGCUUCAGACAAGAGAAAUGGGUUUCUCACCCAAUCAAGCUGUGCAGAUUUCUCCUCCAUGUCAGCAAAGUAGCAAUGAAAGCCCUUGUCAGGGUUUUCCAAACUAUCUUGAUCGUAUGAUUAUGUUGGAAUGUAUGUAACAGGUAAUAAAUAACCUAGCUAGAUUAGUUUUAUGCUUAUGUUGGUGUGUAACCAGCAGGGCUGUGGACUCGGUUCGGACUCGGUCAUUUUUGCCGGACUCGGAGUCCACCGAGUCCGACAAUAAAAAAAAAGAGGCAAGACGCAGCCAGAGAGUGUCACGUUACAGUCAGCGCGGUAGGAGUUGUAAGAAGCAGUAAAAACUCCACCAAACUCGCCGUAAUGACCCGUGAUAUAUGUUAUAUCCUUACUAUUUUCCAGGUUCUUAGAUAGCAAGAAUAGGUCGGACAACGACGUGAAUGAUAACUGCUUUAUUCCUUACUCACAGUGCGUUCACAGGGCGUACCACAACAACACAGAAUGCGGCCAUUCCACUUCCGGGGUUUUUCUACUACGGAAUUUGAGUUAGCCCAAAAUACACAACAUUUCUUCCCCUCUUACAAUGAACGUGCUAUAUGCACCUAUAACUUGAAAUCUUCAAGAUCUAUCAAUAACUACCAUUAAACAAAUAUCAUAUAUGGUCCAGACAAUUAUGACAAUAAUAUUCCCAUGAAACCUUAACUUUGGGUGCGUUUGGACUACGUCAAAUUAUACCGAAUUAUAGCGAAAACCCGAUGUCGUACGGCGUCGUACGGCGUCAGCACUGUUGUUUUCAAUAAAAACAUGAAGAACUCACGUUUGCGUCAGUCAAUUUUAAUUUUUAGAAAGGAUUAUUCUCAUUUGAUGUCUUUAAAUUCAUCCGCGUUCUGCCAUUGAAGCGGGGUGCAUUCAAAGACCAGUCGUACAGACGGAAACGUUUUGUGAUCAAAUCUUUCAUAACGAGAAUGAUUUGAGUGAAUUGAUUUGAAUGAAUAAUUGAGACAAAAUGUCAGUUCUGAAGGCUCCUUUUGUCCCAAGCAAAGUGACAGAUGGUGGGGAGGGGGGAUAAAAAAUUGUAAAAUCAAUUCACUCAAAUCAUUCUCGUUAUGAAAGAUUUGAUCACAAAACGUGUGUGGCUUUUUCUUAAAUGAACACGUUUGCCAUUGCUAUCGUGUCAGCUUUUAAUUAUAUUGCGCUGUCAUGUUAAAGCAAAUUAAUAAAUGCAACAAUAUAAAUUUGCUUUGAAAAUCCCUGAGUAAUAAAAUAAAAUGGAUGGAUGGAUGAAUGAUGAUCACAAUUAAGUAGAAAGUCUCCUUUGUAAUAUAUACUCCUUGUAGCCUGUACCCAAAAAGAGGAGUUUCUUUGCAUCGAUGUUUAUGCAAAGAGCUCACGUAAUUAUAUUGUUGCGUUUUGGUGAAGUGAAUGAGUGUUCCGUCUGUAAGACUGGUCUUUGAAUGCACCCCGCUUCAAUGGCAGAACGCGGAUGGCAUCGAAUGAGAAUAAUCCUUUAUAAAAAUUAAAAUUGACUGACGCAAACGUGAGUUCAUGUUUUUAUUGAAAACAACAUAGUGCUGACGCCGUACGACAUGGGUUUUUCGCUUUCCAAAUAAGGGGUCGUCACUAAUUAUUUGUGUUUAGAUAAAUGUCUGAGCUAUAAUGGUGUAAUUAAUGAUUAAAACUUGAAAGUAUCUGUUUAUUGUAUUCGUUUAUAUGUUUAAUAAAGACAA